Messenger RNA from Trichoderma citrinoviride, 2870 nucleotides. Its product is annotated as DNA mismatch repair protein. Bases 1 to 2667 code for a protein of 888 amino acids. The record is from RefSeq and is a predicted model, not a curated record. Gene Ontology annotation, molecular function: ATP-dependent DNA damage sensor activity; ATP binding; mismatched DNA binding. The transcript has 3 exons. Gene Ontology annotation, cellular component: nucleus. Lineage: Eukaryota; Fungi; Ascomycota; Sordariomycetes; Hypocreales; Hypocreaceae. Gene Ontology annotation, biological process: mitotic recombination; mismatch repair.
AUGGACACGAUCCUCAUUGUCGAGGUUGGCUACAAGUUUCGAUUCUUUGGUGAGGAUGCCCGAGUGGCUGCCAAGGAGCUGGGCAUCGUGUGCAUACCAGGUAAAAUGCGUUAUGAUGAGCAUCCUUCGGAAGCUCACUUGGAUCGAUUCGCGUCGGCCAGCAUUCCGGUCCACAGGUUGCCCGUUCACGCGAAGCGCCUCGUUGCUGCCGGCCACAAAGUCGGAGUUGUACGCCAAAUCGAGACAGCGGCCCUGAAGAAGGCUGGCGACAACAGAAACGCCCCGUUUGUCCGCAAGCUCACGAAUCUCUACACAAAGGGGACGUACGUGGACGAGAAUGGAGAGCUGGACAGCCAGGACGCUUCCGCCCCAUCAGGCGGCUAUCUGCUCUGUAUCACCGAAACAGCAUCCAAAGGCGCCGGCACCGAUGAAAACGUCAAUGUCGGUAUUCUCGCUGUCCAGCCCGCCACUGGCGAUAUCAUCUACGAUAACUUUGAAGACGGUUUCAUGCGGAGCGAGAUCGAGACAAGGCUGUUGCACAUAUCGCCUUGCGAGUUCCUCAUCGUAGGAGACAUCACCAAGGGGACCGACAAGCUGAUACAGCACCUGUCGGGCAGCAGCACCAAUGUGUUUGGCGAUCGUGCCCGCGUUGAGCGUGUGCCCAAGAGCAAGACCAUGGCCGCCGAGGCAUAUUCGCAUGUGACACAGUUCUACGCCGACCAAGUGAAGGAGGCGUCGGAUAAUGAGACUGCGAGCGCCCUGCUCGACAAGGUGCUAAAGCUCCCCGAAGCCAUCACCAUCUGUCUGUCUGCCAUGAUCACCCACCUGCAAGAGUACGGGCUGCAGCACAUCUUUGGCCUUACAAAGUACUUCCAGAGCUUCAGCACCCGAUCCCACAUGCUGAUCAACGGCACGACGCUGGAGAGCCUCGAAGUCUACCGCAAUUCCACCGAUCACUCGCCAAAGGGCAGCCUUUUCUGGGCUGUCGACAAGACGCUCACCCGUUUUGGCCAACGUCUCCUGCGGAAAUGGGUCGGCCGCCCAUUGCUCGACAGAGAGCGGCUGGACGAGCGCCUCGCCGCGGUUCAGGAGCUUCUCGACAAGCAAAACACAUCGCCCGUCGACGACUUGGAACGACUCCUCACAACCACCAAGGCUGACCUCGAGCGCAGUCUCAUCCGAAUCUACUACGGCAAGUGUACGAGGCCAGAGCUUCUGGCCGUGCUUCAGACGUUACAAAAGAUUGCCAGUCACUACUCGUCCAUCAAAUCAGCCUCCGACGUGCCCUUUGACUCACCACUCAUCGUCAACGCCAUCACUACGCUACCCCAGAUCCUGGAUUCGGUCGUCUCCUAUCUCGAUCGCAUCAAUGCAUAUGCCGCCAAGAAGGACGACAAGUAUGGCUUCUUCCGAGAAGAAUAUCACACCGAAGAGAUUCAGGACCACCAGUUGGGCAUCGCCCACGUCGAGCACGAACUCGACCAGCAACGCGCCGUCGCCGCUCAGAAGAUCAAAGCGAAAAGCGUCGAAUACGUCACCGUCGCGGGCAUCGAGUAUCUCAUCGCCGUCCCCAACAAGGACAUCAAGAACGUCCCCGCCUCCUGGAGCAAGAUCUCCGGCACCAAGGCCCUCUCGCGCUUCCACACCCCCGAGGUCAUCCGCCUCAUCACCGAGCGCGACCAGCACCGGGAGGCCCUCGCCGCAGCCUGCGACAAGGCCUUCAAGGACUUCCUCGCCUCCAUCGCGUCCGAGUACCAGCCCCUCCGGGACGCCAUCUCCGCCCUCGCCACCCUCGACUGCCUCCUCUCCCUCGCCAAGGUCGCCGCCCAGCCGGGCUACACCAAGCCGACCUUUUUGCCCGCCACCAGCGAGCCCUCCAUCUCCAUCUCCCAAGGCCGCCACCCCAUGGCCGAGCACAUGCUCGAAGGCAGCUACAUCCCCUUCAGCACCACCCUCUCUCACCCCUCCGCCCUGGCGCACCUCAUCACCGGCCCCAACAUGGGCGGCAAGUCCUCCUUCGUCCGCGCCGUCGCCCUCAUCGUCCUCCUCUCCCAGAUCGGCUCCUUCGUCCCCGCCGACGCCCUCGAGCUCACCCUCUGCGACGCCAUCCACACCCGCGCCGGCGCCAGGGACAACCUCUUCGCCGGCGAGUCCACCUUCAUGGUCGAGGUCUCCGAGACGGCCCGCAUCCUCCGCUCCGCCACCCCCCGCAGCCUCGUCAUCCUCGACGAGCUCGGCCGCGGCACCAGCACCCACGACGGCGCCGCCAUCGCCCAGGCCGUCCUGCACCACGUCGUCACCGAGACCAGGUGCCUCACCCUCUUCAUCACCCACUACCAGAACCUCGCCCGCAUCGCCGAUGGCCUGCCCGGCGUCACAAACGUCCACAUGAAGUUCAACGCGGACAAGGGGCCUGAUGGCGAGGAGGAAAUCACCUUCCUCUACGAAGUGGGAGAGGGCAUAGCCCAUCGCUCGUACGGGCUCAACGUCGCCCGCUUGGCCCGCAUCCCCAAAAAGGUCCUAGACGUCGCCGCAGAAAAAUCAAGGCAGCUUGAAAACGAAAUGAGGUGGCGACGGUUGCAAGGUGCGUAUCGAACGCUUGCUCAUGUCCUGGAAUCCGACCCGGAUCAGCUGGACAAUCUGGUAUCAUCCAUCGAACAGCUAUAGGAAGCGGAAGACUGCUGUAUUUAUCAUGUCUAUGUACCAAUAUGGAAUCAUACGAACCCCAAGAUUGCUUUGCCACGGCCUUAUCUAUAUUCAGCCUCUCAACAGACAAAAUAAGCUGGCCAACAGGGCUGUCCUCUUCAAAUCGAUUACUGCUAUCGGUAAACGCGUCCCAUAUAAACCCAAUUUUAGAAAUGAGCGUAGAA